CCACGCUCAAUUUCUUUCUUCUGACAGCGACAAGUUCUCAUGAGCACGCGCAAGAAAUCUCAGCGCAAACGAAUACCUGCGGCUCUGCAUUCUGAGCUCACUGAAUACUCAUCACUCCUUCGCUCUCUUCGAACAAAUGAUAAUCUGGAUGUCACCUCCCAGCUCACAAGGUACUUUAACCAUAAGGGCAAGGAAAAGGCCCAAAUAUACGACGACGACGACAGCGAAUGCAUAAAUGAUGGGGAUGUGGAUUUCAAGGAUGUAGGAUCUGACGUCGAAGAAGAACUUGUUUCAGAUGUAGAGGCUGGCUCCAGUUGUAGGACCAAUAAAAGUUCUACGAAGCGGAAACAGGCUUCAUGGCCUCAAUCUUUAGCUACAGAGGAUAUCAUGUCAACAAAGACGAAUCCAUCUACACAUGAAACUUGGACGAGAUGGCCUCUCCUUGCACAGGAUGUACCCUAUCCGGAAUGGACACUCCAGGACGAGGUGGCACAUAUCACUGCAUUUCUUUUGCGUGAUACGUCUUCGUCUCCUUCAGACGUGGACUCUGACCCGAAUUCCUCAAACUCUUCACUGAUUUCCACUUUGACCCUUUCCUCUUCACGCUAUCUUGAUAGUAUACUCGCUUCCUUAGCUGCAAUAAUACCGAAGCGCUCAGUUAGCAUGAUCAAUCGUUUGGCACCAGCCGGAUGGCAAUCGGUUCUAGCAGCUGCACAACUUCAGGCUGCUAGUCAGGCAAGUGGGGGUUUUUCAACAAAAAGGGUACUAGAACGCGUUCAGAGAAGACUGGAAGAUAUAUACGGGUCACCGUCACUCCCACGUACAAUUGUCGCGUCAUCCAGCAAAAGAGCUGCCAAUACGGAAACAACCAGCUCGAACGUGCCAGCGACUUCAACUUUACCGCUUUCUUCCUCUGCUGUUGCAUCAUCAAAUACUCAAACCUCCAACUCGUCUACACUCCCGUCUAACUCUCAUUUACUUUCAAGUCAUCGCAUUCAGACCCUACAUGCAUCGUCCAGCAAACUCUCCACCGCCUUCACAUCAUAUGGCGCAUCUCCUUCUGACCUAUACACUCUCGACUUUGGUUAUCCCGGGAUAGGGUUUUCUCUUCCUGAAGGAUGGGCCAAGGACUGGUUCGCCAAUCGCGAGCAAGAAAAGAUAAAUGCUGCAAAGGAGCAAAAGAAAGGGAAACGCAGGCGGAAAAAAGAGGGCAAUAAAAAUCAGGUUUCGGAGGAAACUUUGAAUAAUCCAAGAAGAAGUAAUAGGAAUCGGAAGGUGAAGCAAGUUGGUACGGAGGGAGAUGAGGCCCAAAGUAACGGUGUUUCUCUGCACGAACAGCAGUUCCUGAAUGGUGAUGGGGACGGCGAGGUUCUAGAUGAAGAAGGAUGGGAGAAGGAAGGACGAACUCUUUCCAAACGAGGAAAAAGAAAACGUUCUGAGGAAGAUGAAGAGGGAAACGAUGGCAGAGACGGCUUGAUACCAUCAAAAAAGAAGCGAAAACCCGUUAGAGGGAAAUCACAGACACCCUCCAGGAAGAAAUUCAAGAGCGCAGAGUCUGUUGUCGAUUGUGAUUGACAACAUCGGAUGCGUGUGGUCCAGUUAUUAUUCCUACCUUGAAUGUGGCCGAUGGAGGCUUGGGAUGAGUUCACAGACAUGUAUUUUACGUACAGUAUCCUUGCAGAUCCUUGCAGAUGCCCGGGCCAAUGAGUAGAAGCGAAUACUUACUAGAUUAUUGUUAUGAUUCACUUUUACCACUGGAAUUUCUCUAGCUUGCGUUCUAGAUAUCUUCGUUUAACGCGCGACUCAACAGUUAUGAUACAUUUUGUUUGCUUGA
Lentinula edodes (shiitake mushroom) is the source of this 1834-nucleotide messenger RNA. RefSeq lists its product as uncharacterized. The coding region runs from base 40 to 1575 and encodes 511 amino acids. The record is from RefSeq and is a predicted model, not a curated record. Lineage: Eukaryota; Fungi; Basidiomycota; Agaricomycetes; Agaricales; Omphalotaceae. The transcript has 2 exons.